Molecule: messenger RNA, 1621 nt
Organism: Salarias fasciatus (jewelled blenny)
Lineage: Eukaryota; Metazoa; Chordata; Actinopteri; Blenniiformes; Blenniidae
Gene: ssu72
Product: SSU72 homolog, RNA polymerase II CTD phosphatase
Exons: 5
Coding region: 191-775 (194 amino acids)
Biological process (GO): mRNA processing
Cellular component (GO): nucleus
Molecular function (GO): phosphoprotein phosphatase activity
Source: RefSeq, a predicted model, not a curated record
CGGACUGGUCUCCGCCAUUUUAGCUUCCUGCUUCAAAUCGGGGCCACCACACAGUGUUUGUCGUCGAAACGCGUCGAAGCUGAACGCGAAUCAGUGUCUUUCUCCUUCAUUGCUCUCAUACGGAGCCCAGCAGCCAGUUCGCAUUAGGUCCUGCUCGCUCGUGCCGUUUAGUUUCAGCCGGAGAGUCGCGAUGCCGAGCCACCCGCUGCGCGUGGCGGUUGUGUGCUCGAGCAACCAGAACCGCAGUAUGGAAGCGCACAAUUUCCUCAGCAAACGUGGAUUUGAUGUGCGCUCAUUUGGCACGGGCUCUCAUGUGAAGCUACCCGGCCCUGCCCCGGAUAAACCAAAUGUGUAUGACUUCAAAACAACAUAUGAACAGAUGUACAACGAUUUGGUCCGCAAGGACAAGGAACUAUACACACAGAACGGCAUCCUGCACAUGCUGGACCGCAACAAGCGCAUCAAAACGAAGCCCGAGCGCUUCCAGGACUGCAAGGAGAAGUUCGACCUGGUCAUCACCUGCGAAGAGAGGGUCUACGACCAAGUGCUGGAAGAUUUAAGUUCCAGAGAGCAGGAGACUCUGCAGCCUGUCCACGUAAUCAAUGUGGACAUUCAGGACAACCACGAGGAAGCCACGCUGGGCGCCUUCCUCAUCUGCGAGCUCUGUCAGUGUAUUCAGCAUAGCGACGACAUGGAAAACGAGAUGGACGAGCUGCUACAAGAGUUCGAGGAGAAGAGCAAGAGAUGUUUCCUCCACACCGUCUGCUUCUACUGACGGCAGAGAAAUCCGCAAUAAUCACAGACCGGGGUCUCAAGCAAUCACAAAAAAGCAAAUGGAGUUGCACACUUCAUGCAGUCAUCUUCAACACAGUGCGCACACACACACACACACACACACACACACACACACACACACACACACACACACACGCUGUGUGAAUGCACUGCUACACACACAAACGGCUUUAGAUCAACAUCUACCAGGUGGCUGGCGUUGGAUACGCUGAAGGGUUUCUCCUCCGUGCGGAAGACGGGCCUGCUGCUCUCGCGCUGCCUUUUGCACCUUCAGGUCAAGGUCAGGCCAAGGUCGUCCUCCAACCCCAGCCCAGUGAAAUCAGCCACCCACGUCUCCUCAGGGAGAGCCAUGACCCCCGCAGCGACCCGUCAAGCCCUUAAUCUGUUCUUCACAUAUUUAUAGUGAAUUAUCUCUUCAGUUGAUAUAUUGUUGUUCAUUUCAGAAUCACAUGUCGGAUGAUUCUCGACUUAAGGACAGUGUCAAUGUUUUUACACACGGGAGGAGAGUAGAUUUAUUUGAGCUGAAUGCGUUUUUGUUGUGCGACUGUUUGUGUUGUAGACGAGUUGGGAUUAAGUUAAAGAGAGUGGCCUGAUGACAAAUAACCAAAUGUAGAUCCCUCAGAGGCUCUCCUCCUCUGUGUUUUCAUUAUUGUGUUCAUUUAUAUUUAAACUAUGAUUUGCUGUUCUUCAGGGCUUAGUUUAUUUUAUUUCUUUUGUAAAUGAAAGAAUUGAAGCAUUGUAAUUAAUUAUUUACAAACCGCGAGCUCAGCUCCGAGUGCCUGAUUUUUCUGUAUGUAUAUUUGAAUCUACUAAAGACUAAAACAUC